UAUUAUUGCAGUAGUAUUAUUUAACAAUAACAAUAACAGUAAAUAAUGUAAAUAAUAAAACUUCGAUAUUAUAAUUAUUAUUUCAUUAGAUUUUUUUAGCAAAUACCAUUAUGGUUACUAAAUCAGUAUCGUUUAUUGCUAAAAUCAGACAUCUACAAGAUUAUCAACUACGAUUGAGCUAUAACAUGAUGCCUUGUCCGUCUGGACUAGAUAUUGCCAAUUGUUUAAAAUAUUUUUCUCAAGUUCUUUUGACAAUAUUAAAAGAAGUUUCUAAGUCUCCACAUGAAAUGAUAUUACAUCCGGAAAUGGAUGCUACUCGAUUAGCACUUUAUCCAACUCUGGAUUAUACUGGCUUAUAUACUGCUCUUGAAUCAUUACUUCAUUCAGCAUCUUCUAUUAAUACGGGAUUACAAGCAUUUGGAGAAGCUUUUAAUCAAUGCGUUGCUUGUUUGGUUCCUUUUCUUGGUGGUGAUACUCUGGAAAACUUACCAUACAUGAUAGCGACUGCUUUCCAAGUACUUCCUUCGUCAGUGCAUCAUGACUUGAUCAACACACUAUGUUAUUUUGUGAUACCGUUUACUAUACCUAGAAAUAAUUGCAUGAAUAAUGCGGCAUUAUCUGUUGCUGGGAUUUUAUUACUAGUUUUUCAAAAUACUUUUGAUACUGCAUUGCAUUUACAACUAGUAGAACGUUUGAUGACAUUUAAAAAGAAUAUAAAGAAAGAUUUACUGGUUGUAAUUGCAUAUGGAACUUCAGUGGCACGAUAUCAUGCUGCAAGGUUGUUAUUCAAUUACUGGCCUUUAUACAAUGCCAAUAAAUUCGACCGUAAUAAACCUAAAUCAAUUGGGAAUUGGUUGGCGCUCUUAUGUCAAAAAAAAAACUGCCCAAAAGUGGGUUAUGGACCAGCCGAGCGAGUAUGUUUUGAUCAUGAACUAUCUAUGAAACAUGCUGAAAAUUGUCCUCCACCAUUUUACUUGUGCACUGAUUGCGCAGAAGAUUUGCAUAAUAAAAAGCCAACUUAUCAAUUCCAUAUUGUUUUACAACCAUUGCUUUUAGCCACGUGGAAAUGUGAAUAUAAAGACUGUAAAUCUCAAAACACUAUGAUUAGCGUGACUUGUUUUUCACCUGAAUGUGCCUCCAUGAAUAAAAAUCGACCUAUUAGAUUAUGUUCAGAUUGUAACAAACGUAUUCAUUCAGAAAAUAUUGAUCAUAUUGUUCAUUGGACUUUAAAAUCAGCCGGGGAAUUAGAUAAUGAUAUGCAAACUUAUUUGGUAGAGUCGAUUGUCAGCUUAUUAAAAGAAGUUCGUGCACCUAUUUCGGAGGGUACUAAAGAAAGUCAGACUAAAGCAGCUGUGUUUGGAGCUAAAGUUAAAGGUACAAUGUCAUCAAGCAAGACAGAUAAAGAAGACGAACAACCAGAAGUUACAAUAAAUGAUAGACAACUUAUGGGUAGAACAGGUGUUUGGCUAUUAGUUGCUUUAUAUCGAAUUGAAGAUCAAGAACCUCCUCGUUCCAGUAUAAUGGGCCGAUUGUUAUCCAUACUAUUUCAUUGGUUUCAUGUUACUGCUUAUUCUUACGAUGAUCAACAAGAAUGUACCUUAGAAUACAUGAAAACUGAAUACAUCGGUGAAAGAUGGUUAAAAGGCGUAAGACAACAUUACUUCGAAGCUUUUGUUAAUUGUUUAUUACCAUGUCCACCAGAAUAUGCACAAGUUGGUGGUAAUUGGGAUAUGCUGGCAAGUCAAACUGCAUUAAUAAAAAAUGGUCUGAACCAACUGCUAUGCUUAGUACCAUAUGAUAUUGUGACUUCAGAAAUAUGGGAAUUAAUAAUGCCACAUUGGUUAGAAGCUAUUGUUCAAGACGUUCCACCAGAUGAAUUACCAGAAUUACGAAUGCUUUUAUGUAAAAUAUUGGAUUCAGAUAUGAGUCCUUUAGGAUUUGAUGCUACUAAGCUAUAUAAUUUCAUUGGUGUACGUUUUAAGGGUACUACUGCCAAAGUACAAGAACAAUCAUUGACUUGGAUUCAGGUAUUAACGAGCUUAGAAAUUACUAUACCAAUCCAUCUAUUAUUUAAUUUUUUUAAAGACGGAUUGGAAAGUAUGAAAAAAAUCUAUAAUAACGAAAACAUAAAGGAAUCCGACUUUAUGAGGAGUAAUUUAAAUCCUGUUAUAAUUAAACGAACAGAAAGUGUUACUGAUGAUGAAGAUAAACAAUAUUAUAACACUCGGCUAGAUUUAUUAGAAAAUGAUGUAAAACUCAGCUGCUGUGUGUUAAUGCUGGAUAUUACAUCAAAACAAAUGGAAUUACAUGGAAUUGAAAGGCAUACUGGGUUUGCAAGUGCAACAAAUCAUGAAGUAUGUAAAUUAAUUACUAAUACUUUGGUUACUGGAUGGUUUACCGAAUCACAUCGCGAUUGCGAAAACAAAAUGGAAUGCGUAUCAUGUGAAUUAAUUGUAUUGUGGCAUCAAUUAGCAAGUUCAUUAGUGGAAUAUAUUUCUCUGCCAUAUUUAGCACAUCCUCCUGAUGAUCCGAUUACAGAAGAAUGCUUUUCUGAAGACACGAAAAAAACUCCCACUGAAGUUGAUAAAAAAGAAUCAAAAUGUGAAGGAACAAAUUUAUCUUUUAUGUUAACACCAGAUACCAUUGGUGGUCUCUUAGUAAACAUGCCUCAACUAAUGACCGCUACAGUGGAAACGGUUGUAGAACAAUUGGAUUUAACUCCAGUCAUGCCAGCUAUUGCUAGGGCUAUUACAUUAACAGAAUCCGAUGUUGGGUUAGCCACAGCAAGAGUUGCACAAGCUAAAUUAAUGAAUGAAUAUGAUGAACCAAUUGAUGAGUCGAUCCAUAAUAUACAAGAUUUUUGGCAAACAGCUCAAGGAAGGUUUCGAAUUAAAAUUGAGGAACUUCCGGAUCAAUUGCAAUUAGUUUUCCAUAUUCUAAAAGAAUUUCCUAAAACUAAUGAUACUAGCUUUAAGUAUUAUUUGUUACAAUCAUUGUACCUUGUGGUUCUUCAUUGUGACACAUUAAACAAAGCUGUAAAAGAGCACAAAGGAUUUGUAAUUUGGUGUCAAGAAAAUUUAAUAAUUAAAAAUAUUUGGGAUUGCAUUGAAGGUAUUAAAUCUCAUCUAUGUGAAGUAGCUAUUCCUGUUAUGCUUCAUUGUAUUUCAUUACCAUGUGGAAGUGAUAUAUUUUGGAAAUUAAUUAGAGAUGAAUUUCAUAGUGCAGAUUGGCGUACUCGUUUUAAUGCUGUGGAAAAAGUAGUGCUGAUGUCUCGAUUUAUGGAUAAUACGCCUUUAAGAAAUAAUCCUACUCUUCAGUCAUGUAUAACAAAUGCGUUUUGUUACCUUUUAUCAAGUAUGGAUGAUCGUAGUACUUAUGUAGCUACUAGAGCAACUCUCUUAUUACCUACCAUUCACGAUUUAGCAUUAAAGAACUUAAUUCAUUGUAUGGAAAUGCAUUUCGAUACCGUCAUGAUAGAUAGACCGAUGAUCUUACAAUCUUUAUAUCAGUUACAUAAUACAUUGAAUGACAGAAAAAUUCUGUCAUGGGAGUUUUUCUUAGGUAGAUUUGAUGCUUUGUUUAUAGAAGCGCAAAUACAGCUAAAAAAAAGUGGUGAUAUUACUCAUGUUCGAGAUCUAAGGAACUCAGAUAUUACAAGUGAUUCAUUUAUCAAAAAAGUUCAAAGAGCUCACGAAUCUAUGGCACAUUCUUCCGAAUCAAAUUCUAUACGAACAUUAAGUGCGAGUUUUGGUCAAAAAUGGCCGUACAAAAGAACUAUGUCUGCGCCAGCUUCUACAUUACCAAAAAAUGAUCAAAAAUACAAUGGUGAUAAAGUUUACAAUAGACAAUUUUCUGCUCCAAUUUUAAAGCGAAAAACUUCACAGUUGAUUACUCCAAUUUUAUCAAUCCUUCCAGAUCAUUCUUAUGGAAUGGAUUCUCAUGAAGAUAACGCUGGAGAGCUUUUACAACGAAUUGUUGACUUAGAAGAAUCUGACAAAGAAACUAGCAGUCUUAUUGUGUUUUUACUUAUGCAAUAUAUGUCAAGACCAGAACAUGCAUAUCCAGAAGAAUCAAAACAUGGAAUAAGGGUCCAAGGUAUUGUGUUGCAACAUUUAUAUUUGUUAUUGGGUUAUAAUUAUAAUGAAAAAGGAUUCCUUCUACCUCCAGAUAAAUUAAGAAAUCUACCGGUUUUUAAUUCAUUUCUGUCAAAUUUACCUCAAAUGUUAGAUCAAAAUUUUACAAUGGGUCAAGUUAUUGCGCCCACUGCAUUAUUGUUACUUCAAUAUUGUCCUUCGCCCGAAACACAUUCUAUUAAUACAACAUAUUCCUUAUGGUUUUUAGAACCGAUGGCUAGAAAGUCAUGGCUCAUGUCUGUAAUGGUAUAUCUAUAUAAGUACAAUUUUGAUAAAGAACCAGUUAGUCUUCUUGUAGUGUCAUUAAUGGAAAUUGUUUUGAAUACACUAAAUGCACAACAACAUGUUUGCAAUAGAAUACCUCCAACAGUUGUAAUGUCGGAUACCACAAAAACUAAAGUUGAAAAAAAUAGUGAAUCUCUUGGUAUGGAAGCACAAAAAUUCUAUGAAUCUCAGCCAUCUACCUCGAGAAAAUAUCCAAUGAGUAUGGAAACACACUGGGAAGAAGAUAUUUCAUUUCCCAAAAAAACUCCACAUAAACAAGGAUCUACUGGCUCAACUGAACCAGAUGAAACAGAAUCAGACUUGGCUAUUGCCCCAGAAAAAUACAAAUCGGACAGUACAACUGGUCAUUACAGUUCACAUGGCUCAUUUGAUGAAUCAGCUGAUGAAGUUUAUAGUAGAAAAGGACCACUUCGAUCGUUUUGGUCAAAUGAAAAUAAUAUUGACGUGGAUAAAUGGGGUGUAAAAGAAGGAAUGAAAAUGUUAGCGACUUCAGCGAUUAUUAAUGUUGCCAAUCAACAAAACUUUUUAUCACAGCCAGUUUUAGCGACUACUUCCACUUCAUCACCAGAAAUAAAUACAACGCUAAAGAAAUCUGAAGAAAUAAUGGAUGAUCAUUUUCGACAAAAUUUGCAUACAUUUUACAAUCAAAAAGACAUGAGCCAAACAUCUACAUCAUCUUCAUCAGUAACAUCACACCCACCGAUAAUGUCAAACAUAAAAGAUAAAAUAUUAUUACAAAAGCCAGUACCAAAAUUGUAUAAUUGUCCCCAAUCACCUCUUUCAAAAAUGAAAGUACUUACUAACUCAACAUUUUCUAAUGAAUCUUCCGAAAUUCAAACAAAUUUGGGAUUUAAAUUAGAAGUUAAUUUAGAAAAAAAACCAUUGGAAAUUCCUGUGCAAGAACGUCUUUUACCAAUUGGAACAACAAUAAAUCUUGUACAAAAAAUUAAUAAGACUUUUGGUUUAGGAGACAUAGAAUCGGCAUCACAGUCAUCGUCUCUUAAUAGAGAAGAUAGUUCUGAAAAAGAACAGAAAAGUCCCCAUAGUCCACGGAAAUUAAUAAAACAAAGUGCUCUAGAUAGUCCGGAAGACAACAAAUCAGUAAUUUCUUCUGCGCGGCGUUCAAUGAAUUAUAGGAAUGAUUUCACAAGAAACUACAUUCAUCAUAGAAAUACCCAUAACCAAAAUUCAGAUCCUCCAAUUUACGAAGCUUUCUGUUUACAUAAAAAUGUAAGCAAUAGCACAAGUCGCAUUGGAAUUGAUUGUAUACAAGAAAGAUGCAGUGAUUGUGGAACGCGCAAAGAAGAAUAUAGUGAUGAUGAAAUUGGAUUAUGUAUUGUCUUAUUAGGAACUUUUGUACAUCGAGCUCCUUCAGUUGCUGCAUGCCUUUUACCCGAAAUACUAACAAUAUUAGCAAAAUUUCAUUCCAAACCUACUUUCAUAUGGCAAAAAGAUAGUCAAAAUUUUUUGCCAUGUGGUUCCACUAGUAUAGCAAAAAAAUUUUUAAGAUGCAUUCUUUAUCAACUUGCUCCAAAUGGAGUGUUUACACAAAUAUUUCAAAUGAAACAUAAUGAAAACAAUGAAAAUAAUUUCUUUAAGAGUAUUAUACAAGCUUUAAUGGAUUUUAAUGAAAUGAACCCUAUUGAACCAUUGCAAAUGGUUUUAGAAGUCUUAAAUUCUAAAAAAUCACUUUCAACAGAUAACUGCUGUAUUAUGUUGUCAAAUAUAACAUAUUAUAUUGAUAUAUUAACUAAUGACACUACUGGAACUACUUCAACUUUGAUUUGGACAACAAUUCUGAAUCAAUUUGACACAUUAUUCAGAAAAAUCCAAUUAACUAUAAAUAGUUUUGAAAAUGUAAAUUUAAUAUUUAAAUUGAUGAUUAUAGUAUUAAAAAUACCAGGAAUUAUUUCGACCAAGAGCAUUUUGGAUCCAUUUUCAAAAAUAUUAACUUAUGCACUCCAACAACAUUACAUUGAUUAUUACUUAUUGGUUGAUCUUUGUUCCUUGACAUAUAAAACAUUUGCAAGAGAAAGAGAGAAAACAUUAUUAACCAGAGCAGUAACAGUAGAAUUGAUACAAGCAUUAAAAUUUAAAACACAAAAUCUCAAUAACAACCUUUUAGUUUAUGUUGCCUUCAUACUUCAAGAUAUUGGUGGUAUAUUACCAGAAUGUUCUGUAAUUAGUAAUAUAGUACCAACAUUUCCAGCAAUUGUAAUUAGUGUUCCAACAGGUGCAUCGGAACUUUUACGAAACAAUUUACAAGAUAUUUUAGAUUUCUUAACAGACUCCAACACUUUGACUAAAAUAAAGAGUCGGUGUACAACACCAGAAGAAGGUAUUAAUGAAGAUACAUUUGGUAGUACUGUGAAAGCUGGCAUGUCUCAAUAUUUGUCAUUAGAACUAUUAAAAAGUAAUACUCGAGAUGCAAGAUCAUUACAUAAGAUAUUCCCUUGGUUAUAUUAUGGACCAAAUGAAAUACAAACUAUUGGAUUAUUUAUAUACAAUUGCAAGGACUUUUCGGAUUGUCUCAGUCAUAUACGUUUACUAUCCUGGAUUCUAAUUGGAUCACUGUCAUAUACAACAACACAAAACAGACCAUGUUUACCGUUAUCCCAAGAUGUUUCAUGCCAAAUAGCUGAUCAUAUUAAUAUAAUCAUGACAGGAUUUGCAGAAGAAUCAAAAUCUUCAGUUAUACAUAUGUCAUCUCUCUUCCACGCAUUUGUUCUUUGUCAAUUAUGGACAAUCUACAUGGAACUAACAGCUCAACAAAUGGUAACAGCUGGUGAUCAUCAUUCAUUUACAAUGAAUAUAUUACAUGACUUUUGGAAUAAAGUUACACAGAGUAUGUUAAAUCUAUCAUCCAAAUCUAAAACGUUGGGGGAAAUGGUGAACUUACAUUUCUUGAGUUUACUAGAAGCAUUGCUUGACUGUCGAGCUGUUACAUUAUGUAAACUUAUACCUAUGUGGAAAGAAGUUUUAUUUACUGAUAAAAAUUUUAAGUUACCAGGACAUAUAAAAUUACGUUUAGAUGCAUGUAUUGAACUUGAACCAAGAGAACCUCCAUCAAUUAAGCCUAGAUCUGAUUUCUCCAAGUCCGAAGUUAAUUUAGAUAUUCUUAAAUGGCUUCAAACACUACAAUUUAAAACGGCACAAAUUGAACUUCAGUCAUCUCAAGUAAACCAAUUUUAUAGUGUUUGAAAUCAUAUGAUAAUUAUCAGUAAACUUUCUAUGUAUCUUUAUGUCUGUAUCAAUAAAUAUUUAUAUAAAAAUAA
Molecule: messenger RNA, 7693 nt
Organism: Sipha flava (yellow sugarcane aphid)
Lineage: Eukaryota; Metazoa; Arthropoda; Insecta; Hemiptera; Aphididae
Gene: unc79
Product: protein unc-79 homolog
Exons: 48
Coding region: 111-7619 (2502 amino acids)
Molecular function (GO): protein binding
Source: RefSeq, a predicted model, not a curated record